Molecule: messenger RNA, 977 nt
Organism: Merops nubicus (carmine bee-eater)
Lineage: Eukaryota; Metazoa; Chordata; Aves; Coraciiformes; Meropidae
Gene: TMEM177
Product: transmembrane protein 177
Exons: 1
Coding region: 1-936 (311 amino acids)
Source: RefSeq, a predicted model, not a curated record
AUGGCAGUGCAGUUCCUGCGGAAGGCAUCUGUGUGGUGCAAGAAGCGCAAGGUUACGUUGUUGGCCGUUUCUUGCACGGGGCUGUUUGGCGCUAACCUUUCCUAUCACCUGUUUCCUGAGCAGACGUUCAAACUGUUGCAUGAGUGCUGGUCAGAGGGGCAGCCAGCUGAGCUUUCACAGAGGCUCUCUGGCGUCUUUCAGGAUGUCCUUCAAGAUACUCAUGUGAAGUCCCCUGACUCGUAUCGAGCCUUUGCAGCUUCUGGCUUCCACCCUGUGAGUGCUGGAAUCCCCUGGCUGCCUGCAGGCUCUUUGGUGGGCAUCCCACCUAACUUUGAUAGCACAGCUGAGGAUAAAAAAGGAAUAGUCAACCAUGUUGUUGUGAUCAAUGGCAAAGAAGUAAACUGGGAGAGCGACGAAGGUAUUGCUCUGACAGAAGCUCUGACGUUCUCACGUGAAGCUCAGAAGUUUGCCAUUGCCAGAGAAGUUGUGUAUUUGCAGAAGGGCAGCCCUUUAGCAAGAGCAGCUGUCGCUCCAGCUUGCUUAGCUGGUACGUUUCUCUGCGGGAAAGGUAUAAAACUACUUCUGGGUUUAUCUCAUGGCCCCAGGAUACUUCACAACAUCUGUAACCUCAUAACUGCUGCUGGUGGACUAAUGUGCUAUUACGUUUCUUAUGAUGCAUUGACCUAUCACCUAGACUGCAAGGCUGACAGAAGGGCAGCUCUUGUUUCCAAAGACUAUGCCAGAGGUGGGGUUGAAUUUUAUGACAAAAUCUUGUCCUGCAACAGGGUUCUUCGUCAUCUUAUGGGCAAACAAGGGAUGAAAAUAUAUGCCCCAAGUGGUAACCUUUUCCCAGGGCACUGGUUCAGAAUAAAGUAUACCCCAUACACUUACCGAAGAGAUUUGAUUAUGAAUAUUUUAAGAGAGUUCCAGGCAUAGGAAGGGAGCACUUGAAUUUUAAACUUGUGAAUUAUGUAUUC